AUGGUGUGGUGUGUUGUACAUUUUGUUUUGGACAACAGUGUGGAAGUAGUUCCUGGAUUCUGGUAUGCAAAAGGGAAUUGUGCUUGGCCAAGAUCGUCCAAAACUAAAGACAUAAAAAAAGCAAUAUUCAAUCAAGUACGACCAAAUAAGCUUGAUUUUUCGUUUUUUGAAGCACGUUGUUUGAGCAGUAAUAUCGACAGUUGUUCAAAGGCCCAAAAAAAAUGUGAAAUGGCAAAGGGUAAAUCUGACCUUUCUUCGACAGAAGAAGAUAAAUUAAAAAAGAAAAAAAUUAGAAGACAAAAUAGAGUUUGUUUACAAACUGUCAACAAUAGUAUAUCCAUUAAAUCCACAGAAGGACCUACAUCAAAAUAUAACAAAAAAACUCUUCAUAAAGAUGAUCAAUAUGCGAGGUUAUUGCAUUAUAUGCUAACAAUUAAAUAUGAAAUUAAAUCAAUACAUGAGAAAUUAGAUAUAAUUAUUCAGAGAGACGAAGAAAAUACUUUGACAAAAACUAGAGAAUCUCAACUCUUAUACGAUACUUGUCUUAUAGAUGAUAAAUUGCCUAUUAAAAGCCAGGAAAAUCUACAAGAAUUUGAAAAUGAGUUAUCUAUUGAUAAAAAUUAUCGGCAUCAGUUGGUCAAACGUUUAUCAUCUGUUAGUGGAAAAUCCAUUAAAAUUAUGGUAAAACGAAUAAUGACUCUUAUGUUUACACCUGAAUUGCUAUGCAAAUUUUCAUACAACGGACGCGGAAAUAAAAAAUGCUCGUUUGAAAAAUUACUUGUGAAUAAAAUUAUUUUUGAAUCUGUGAAAACUAUUAAAAAAUUUGCUGCAUCCGAUAAUUCAACCAACGAAAUUGAACAGGUUAUAAAAUAUGUGCUAAUUCAAACGCCAUUUAAAAUUAGAGAUAAGACAGUUCAAUAA
Molecule: messenger RNA, 921 nt
Organism: Aphis gossypii (cotton aphid)
Lineage: Eukaryota; Metazoa; Arthropoda; Insecta; Hemiptera; Aphididae
Exons: 6
Coding region: 1-921 (306 amino acids)
Source: RefSeq, a predicted model, not a curated record